Quercus robur (English oak) is the source of this 1242-nucleotide messenger RNA. Its product is annotated as putative Peroxidase 48. Gene Ontology annotation, molecular function: peroxidase activity; heme binding. The transcript is spliced from 4 exons. The record is from RefSeq and is a predicted model, not a curated record. Gene Ontology annotation, cellular component: plasmodesma; plant-type cell wall. Gene Ontology annotation, biological process: hydrogen peroxide catabolic process; response to oxidative stress. Bases 1 to 1242 code for a protein of 413 amino acids. NCBI's taxonomy places the organism in Eukaryota, Viridiplantae, Streptophyta, Magnoliopsida, Fagales, Fagaceae.
AUGCUAAUUCCAAUCUUUGACAUAGAGCUAAUGAGAAAAUUAAGCCUUCUUAUAUUUUUACUAUGCGUUUGGAUCUCUCUCAAGAACCAAAAUGCUGAACCCAAGAAGGGUAUUACCACUGCUAGAUGGUCUUCUUCAGUGAAUUCAUCUUUGGUUUUCUCGGCUUCGCCAUUGCCUCAGCUCAUGGUUUUGUCUUCAAAGAAAGAUGUUCUUGAGUUCAAUGAUUCAGGGUCACUUGAGUACAAUUUCUACCGCAAUUCGUGUCCGCAAGCCGAGCAAAUUGUUCGAGCCGUUGUCCAGCGUCUGCAUGAAGCUCGGCCUGACGUGGUUCCUGCCCUCCUGCGGCUUGUCUUCCAUGACUGCUUCAUUGAGGGAUGUGACGCUUCUGUUCUGUUGGAUGCUGCUGAAGGAAUUGAUUCUGAGAAAGAGUCUCCUCCUAAUGAAACGUUAAAAGGUUUUGAUGUAAUUGGCAUUAUCAAGUCAGAGCUCGAAGAAGCAUGCCCUGGAGUUGUUUCUUGUGCUGACAUUCUUGUUUUGGCAGCCAGAGAUAGUGUUGCUUUGGCUGGUGGUCCAUUCUAUCCUCUGUGUACUGGUAGGAGAGACAGCUCUAAUUCUUUCUCAGACCUUGCAACAAAUGAGCUUCCUUCACCCUUUCAUGAUCUAUCCCAAACCCUUGCAUCUUUUGCAUCAAGGGGAUUUGAUGAAAGAGAAGCUGUCAGUCUCUUAGGUGCCCACAGCAUCGGUGUGAUCCACUGCAAAUUCUUGCAAAACCGUCUCUACAACUUCAGCGGUACUGAUGGGCCUGACCCAUCUGUAGAAACAAGUUUCCUGAACCUCAUGAGAUCAAAAUGCAAUAACACCCACACAUCUUCCUCUUCCUCUUCAGCAACAGCAUAUUCUUAUGGCGGCUCACUGUCAUCAUAUGGAGCACAACAAUCACCUUCCCAUGAUGGCUCGCCAUCUUCCUCACCUGAGGAGCCUGGAAUGGCUAUGGACUACGAGGGGCCUAGAUCACCGUUUGGAACCCUGUACUACCAUAGUCUUUUGCAAGGUAGAGGAAUCCUUUAUGUUGACCAGCAGCUAAUGGCAGGGGAAGAGACUGGGAAUUGGGUCAGCGCAUAUGCUUCACAUACCUCCUUGUUCCGCCGAGACUUUGCCCUGGCAAUGAUGAAGCUCUCAAACCUCCAAGUCUUGACAGCACCAACGGGUCAUAUCCGCCUCAAUUGUUCAAAAGUGGGGUGA